Molecule: messenger RNA, 828 nt
Organism: Heterostelium album PN500
Lineage: Eukaryota; Evosea; Eumycetozoa; Acytosteliales; Acytosteliaceae
Product: class I SAM-dependent methyltransferase
Exons: 1
Coding region: 1-828 (275 amino acids)
Molecular function (GO): methyltransferase activity
Source: RefSeq, a predicted model, not a curated record
AUGAAUGAUUUAAAUGAAUGGUCGGCUGCAGCUGAUGACUUUACAAAGGUAAUGAAUAGUAAAGGUCUAUUUGCUCAGUUUAGUUGUGAUAUGUUGGAUAUGACAAUUCCAAAUGUAGAGAAAUCACUUAGAGUAUUAGAUGUUGCCUGUGGAGCAGGAUCUCUAACAAUUCAAGCAGCAGAAAGAGUUUCUCAACAUCAUGGAACUGUUGUAGCUGUAGAUAUACUCCAAACCAUGUUAGACAGACUCAGUGCUAACCUUGCUACUCAAAACCUUCAGAAUGUGGAGCUGCACUGUUUGAAUGGAGAGGACAUGUAUUCUUUGGAACCAGAGUCAUUUGAUUUUGCCUAUUCAUCAUUUGGAGUAAAUAUCUUUAAAGACAGACAAAAAGGAAUAUCAGAAAUGUACAGACUUCUAAAACCUGGGGGAAUAGCAUCGAUCUCAACUGUUGAUAGAGAUUGGGUCGAGUAUGAAAUGGUUAGAGAUGCAUUCGAAGAGUUGGGAGAAAAGAGAGAUAUUCCAGAUGAAAUUCUCAGCAAACAAACAACCCUUGAUGAUAAGGAGUUAAUGGAUCUCUAUAUAAAUGCAGGAUUCAAAUCUGUGGAAAUUCAUAGAUCUACGAGAGUGGAAAUGAUGAAUCUUGACACCCUAAUUGAUUUCUUUAAAAGCCCAAUAUUUGCAGCGUUAGCAGAAGCAAUUCCAGAAUCAAAACGCCAUCUAAUCCUACCAACCAUCAAGAAACAACUACUGGAAAAAUAUAAAUGUGAUAUCGUUCCAUUUGAAGGUACUUGUGUAAUCUCAAUUGGUACCAAAGGAAAUCAUCAGUAA